Messenger RNA from Chlamydomonas reinhardtii, 4485 nucleotides. RefSeq lists its product as uncharacterized. The record is from RefSeq and is a predicted model, not a curated record. Lineage: Eukaryota; Viridiplantae; Chlorophyta; Chlorophyceae; Chlamydomonadales; Chlamydomonadaceae. Gene Ontology annotation, molecular function: N-acetylglucosamine-6-sulfatase activity; glycosaminoglycan binding. Bases 65 to 3712 code for a protein of 1215 amino acids. The transcript has 16 exons.
CCGAGGACAAAAUUGUGCGCUUUGCUUGCGCCUCUUAUCAUUCAUAGAACAUCAUGCCACAAACAUGACACCAAUUGCAAUUACGCUCGUCCUUAUCGCGCUCCAGGUGUCGGUUGGGCAUUCCGAAAAGCCCCCAAACUUCAUUGUUAUCCUGCUUGACGACCUGGAUGAGACACAACGCUCUGUGGACAUCGCCAUGCCAGCAACCAAGCGGCUGCUGAAAGAGGGAGGUGUGACCUUCACCAACCACUUUGUAUCCACACCCAUCUGCUGCCCCUCCCGCGUCAAUCUGCUGCGUGGCCAAUACAGCCACAACACCAACUUCACAGACGUGCUGGGGCCGCAUGGCGGCUACGCCAAGUUCAAGGCUCUGGGUCUGGACCGUGACUGGCUGCCGGGCUGGCUGCAGGCGGCGGGGUACAGCACACUGUACACCGGGAAGUUCAUUGUGGACUACACCAUCCGCAACCACCGCCCGCCGCCCGCCGGCUGGACCGCCUUCGACGCGCUGGUGCACCCCUUCACCUUCGAGUACUACUGCCCCGCCUUCGCACUGGAUGGCGGGCCGCCCGCCAUGUACCCGGCACAGUAUGUGACGGACGUGGUUGGCGCCAAGGCGCGGGCGCUGCUGCGGAGCGCGGCGGCGGACGCGGCGGUCUCCGGGCGGCCCUUCUACCUACAGGUGGCGCCGCCAGCGCCGCACCACUCUAUGCACUACGACUACAACGCUACGGGCGGCCUGCGCGCGCGGCACUGGUACCCGCCCGUGCCCGCCGAGCGGCACUGGGAGGCGUUCAGCGGGGCGGCACUGCCGCGGCCCGCCUCCUUCAACCCGCGCAACCUGUGGGGCAAGCCCGCAUGGGUGCGCGGCCUGGAGCGGCUGACUCCCGGCAACGUGACCUUCCUGGAGGAGGUGUUCCGACUGCGGCUGCGGAGCCUCUUGGCGGUGGACGAGCUGGUGGCGGGAAUCAUGUCGGACCUGGAGGCGCUGGGUCUGACCGGCUCCACCUACGUGCUGUUCACAAGCGACAACGGCUACCACGAGGGAGCGCACCGGCAGGGCAGCGGCAAGACCACGGCGUACGAGGAGGACAUCCGGGUGCCGCUGCUGGUGGCGGGCCCGGGCCUCCGGCCGGGCUCCGUCAUCACCUCCACCACCCAACACGUGGACCUAGCGCCCACCCUGCUGGCGCUGGCAGGCGCCCCGCUGCCCGACAUGCUGGAUGGGGAGCCCCUCCCGCUGGCCGCCGCCGCCGCCGAAACAGCAGCCGCGGCCGCCGGCACCCACACAGCUACUGCCGCCGACGCAGCCGCCGCCUCUGCAGCCGCCGCCUCUGCAGCCGCCGCCGACACGGGUGCGGCCGCCGACACCACCACUGCGGCGGCCAACGGCCACAGCUAUGGCGGCGGUGGUGGUCUGAUGCCCACCGGCUACGACUGGGGCACACAGGCGCGAGGGCCGCCGCGAGAUGAGCUGUUGGCUGAGUUCUGGGGCGUGUGGGAUGACGAGAGCAUCCACUCCCACGCCCCCUACUUCAACAACACCUGGAAGGCUGUGCGGGUGCUGCGGAACGACCGCUCGGAGGCCUACAAGUACGUGCUGCACUGCAGCGGCGACUACGAGCUGUACGACUUGGUCCGAGACCCCCACGAGACCACCAACCUACUGGCGUCCGCCGCCGCCGCCGGCAGUAGUAGCAGCAGCAGCAGCAGCAGCAGUAGCAGCAGCAGCAGCAGCAGCAGUGGUGCUGCUACAGCCGAGCACGGCCCCACUACCUCCAUCGCUAGCGCCACCGCCGCAGCUGCCGCGAAGCUGCUACGCCUGGUGGGCUCGGACCGUGCAGCGGCGGCGGCGGCUGCAGCGGUGGCGCCGGCGAGUGAGGCGGUGCGGGCGGCGGCGGGCGCCGCCGCGUCUAGCGCCGGCCAGGCCUGGGGCGCGGCGCAAAGCGCGCUUCUCGAGGGCGGCAAACGCAGUCCCGCCGCCCUGUCACGGCUGGCGGGGGUGGCCGCCUCCGCCUACCGUGCUGCCGCUGUGCGCGCCACAGCAGCAUCAGCUGAUGGUGCCAGUGGUGGUGAUGGUGGUGGUGGUGGUCGUGAUGGUGGUGGUGGUGGUGGUGGUGGUGGUGGUGAUGAUACCGGCAGCGAUGGCGCCGCGGUUGGCAACGGCAUUAGCGUUACGGACAGAUAUAGCGACAGCGACAGCACCGGCGGCGCGCAGCAGCACGCACAAGAAGAUGAGGAAGGAGAUGGGCCGCACACCAGCAGCGGCACUGCCGGCCAAACUCAGCAGCAGGCGACAGGGCCGCUAAUGGACACGGUCGCGGCAUGGGGGCGCACCGCCUGGGCAGCCGGCGCCGCCGCCAGCGCCACCCGCGCGGCCGCCUCCGCCGCCGCCACCGCCGCCGCCAGCGCCAGCGGCACCGCUGCCGGCACGGUGCGGGCGCUGGUUGCGGAGGCGGGCGCGGCAGCUCGCAGCCGCAGCGCCGCCGUGUGGUCCUCCGCGGCACAGCGCCGCCUGACACACACGCCUACCCCAUAUAGCGCUGACAGUGGCAGCGAAAGCGAAAGCGGAAGCGCGAGUGAAAGCGCAAGUGAAAGCGAAAGCGGAAGCGCGAGUGAAAGCGCAAGUGAAAGCGAAAGCGGAAGCGCGAGUGAAAGCGCAAGUGAAAGCGGAAGCGUCAGCGGAAGCGGAAGCGGUGUCGCAAGCAACGCUGCAGUUUCCCACAGUGCCAACACCUGCCCCGAGCACGUGCGCCGCGCGCCCACCGCCGCCGCCGCCACCGCCCAGUCGCCUGAGGGGGCUCUGGCCGCCACGGGGGCUACCGCAGCUGCAUCAGGCGGAGCCCAGCCCUUCACCAACGCCGCCGCCGGUGUCUCCUCCUCCUCCUCCUCCUCCUCCUCCUCCUCCUCCUCCUCCUCCUCUCCCUCUUCCUCCUACUGCUGGUGGCUCGGCCGCGUACGCAGCCGGCUGGAUGCGUUGCUUGCGGUGCUGGCCGUGUGUCGGGGGAGAGCCUGCGUGCGGCCCUUCGAGGUGCUGCACCCCGACGGCUCCGUGUCGGACCUGUGGGCUGCCAUGGACGAGCAGUACGACGGCGUGUACGGCGGCAUCACGCCGUUCAGAUUCGGCCGCUGCCUGCCGUACCAGGACGCCGAAAACGAGCUGUCGGACUUCCGCGGCGCGACGGUUGGCAGUGGUGGGGGGACGGUUGGCGGCGGGGCGGCGGCGGCGGCGGCCACGGCGGUUGGAUUGCCGCCGCAGCAGUCGCUGCGGCGGCUGCGGUAUGAGGGGGAGGCGGCUGCGGCAGAAGCAGGAGCAGGCGCGGGAGGAGGAGGAGCAGGAGGCGCCAGCGGCGGAGCGGCGGGCGGCACGUUGCCAGCACAGAUGUCAGCUGGGGCGGCGGGGGCAGGGCUGGAAAAGGAGGGCCAGGAGGGGCAGCAGCAGGAGCAGGAGGGGCAGGAAGAGGGGCAGCAGGAGGAGGGGCAGGCGGCGGUGCGGCUGCGCAGCGGCUUUCUGUACCUGCGAGAUGAGGGUGUGGAGGCGGGUGCGGUGCCGCUGCCGCGCAAGUACCAGCUCCCUGGCUUGGAUAUCUACGGGCUGCGGGGGCAGCAAUACGGGGGGGGCGGUAGCGGUGGGGGGAAGGAGGGGGGCGACGCCGUGGCGGCGGGGGUGCAGGGCACCGGUGCGGUGGUGGACGGUGUGCGGCUGGGGUAGCGGGGGCAGCCUGAGGCAAGUGGCUAGGAGAGCUGCGCGCAGGGAGCGUGGACAUCUGGGCGAAAUGUGUGGCGCUGGCCCGGAAUGUGUGCGUGUAUUUUGACACGGGUUGGCAUUCAUCCAAACGGACGCUGCCAGACUCCCCUGCUGAUUUCGUUUUACUCGUCGUAUGCGGCAUGCCCUGAGGUCAGGAAUGACAGGGUGCUUGCACCCAGAGGAAACUUGCUUGGCCCCGGUCCGGUCGGUUGGUCGGGGGGUUUGCACAGGCGGGCACAGGUUCGUAUGCGCUUCUGUCCUGAGCACGGGGCACAGUGGGCGCAGCGCAGGAUGCGUCAUGCAUUAUGCAUACCCCGGCAUCAGAACACGUGCACAGGUUAGGGAGCGCGUGGGAGCGGCAUGCAUGUCGGGCAUGUCUGUGGAUGCCAGGGGAGCUGACCGGGGACAGGCUGGUCCUAAAAUGCCCCCUGGCUGGAAACAGGAACAUCCCCGCAACCGGAGCACUCGAAGCAAGCUUACGCACAGCGGCGCACGCUACUGCCAUGCCUCCACUGCCGCUGAAACUCCACGGGUGGGGAGGGAAAACAGCCACGCCUCCUCCAACGCUGGUUGCUCCAUACAUUGCACCUAGCAUCAGCCGACUGGCCUUGCGCUGUAUAUAACAUGUGAGGGCGGGGGGUAGUUGGGAGUGCCAGGGAGUACCUACCUAGGCUGCCCAGUCAGCGUGUGGCUGGCACACCCACGCACCGCACCCUCUGCUGUAAGAGCCGUGGCUA